This is a messenger RNA of Microthlaspi erraticum, 2820 nucleotides long. The record is from the annotation of a GenBank genome assembly. Lineage: Eukaryota; Viridiplantae; Streptophyta; Magnoliopsida; Brassicales; Brassicaceae.
AUGAUGGGACCACCCAGGACGCCGUUAAGUAAGAUAGAUCGAGCCAGUCCGUCCACACCAAGUGGUUCCAGAGUUACAGAGGAGAAGAUACUAGUCACUGUUCGUAUGAGGCCAUUGAACUGGAGGGAACAUGCCAAAUAUGAUCUCAUUGCUUGGGAUUGUCCAGAUGAUCAGACCAUAGUGUUUAAGAAUCCGAAUCCUGAGAGAUCCGCAGCAAAGUAUUCAUUUGACAAAGUUUUUGAGCCAAACUGUGCGACUCAAGAGGUUUAUGAAGGUGGUUCUAGGGAUGUUGCACUAUCUGCAUUAGCAGGAACCAACGCAACUAUAUUUGCCUAUGGUCAGACCAGCAGUGGCAAGACCUUUACAAUGAGGGGUGUUACUGAAAGUGUUGUUAAAGAUAUAUACGAGCAUAUAAGAAAAACUCAAGAAAGGAGCUUUGUCUUGAAAGUAUCUGCUUUGGAGAUCUAUAACGAGACUGUGGUUGACCUUUUAAGUCGUGAUACUGGGCCCCUUCGACUGUUAGAUGAUCCAGAGAAAGGAACCAUUGUAGAAAAUCUGGUGGAUGAAGUGGUAGAAAGCAGGCAACACUUGCAGCAUUUAAUUGGCAUUUGUGAAGCUCAAAGGCAAGUAGGUGAAACGGCUUUGAACGACAAAAGUUCAAGAUCUCAUCAGAUUAUUCGGCUGACCAUUCAGAGCAAUCUCAGGGAAAUAGCAGGCCAUGUGCAGUCUUUCAUGGCAACUCUGAAUCUUGUUGAUCUUGCUGGAAGCGAACGUGCUUGUCAAACAAACACAGAUGGUCUAAGGUUUAAGGAAGGGAGUCAUAUUAACCGAAGUUUAUUGACACUUACGACAGUGAUCAGAAAGCUGAGUUCCGGAAGAAGAAGUGAUCAUGUACCAUAUAGAGACUCAAAGCUUACAAGGAUUCUGCAAAAUUCACUUGGCGGGAAUGCUAGAACAGCCAUAAUAUGUACCAUCAGUCCAGCCCUGAGCCACGUUGAGCAGACAAAAAAGACUCUUUCUUUUGCCAUGAGUGCAAAGGAAGUCACAAACUGCGCUAAAGUAAACAUGGUCGUCUCAGAAAAAUUACUUGUGAAACAUCUGCAGAAAAAAGUAGCCAAACUCGAAUCAGAGUUAAGAAGCCCAGAGUCCAAUUCAUCUACCUGCUUAAAGUCUCUGUUAGUUGAGAAAGAGAUGAAAAUCCAACAGAUGGAAACGGAGAUGAAAGAGUUAAAGCGUCAGAGAGACAUUGCACAAUCUCAGCUUGAUCUACAAAGAAAAGCAAAGGAGCUAAAGGGGUCAAGUGAUUGUGAACCUUUUUCACAAGUAGCGAGGUGUCUCUCCUACCGUACUCAGGAGGAGUCCAGUAGUCCAAGCAAAUCUGUUCCAAAAAGCAAAAGAACAAUUCGUGGCAAGAGAAAGGAUAAUGCGAGGCAGUCUCUAACUUCAGCGGAUCCAACAGCGCUGAUCCAAGCAAUCCGUGUGCUUGCAAAGAAUCAGAAGGAUUUAGGCGAGGAAGCAAACCAAGCGCUAGAGCUAAUCCACAAAGAAGUGACAUCUAACAAACUGGGCGAUCAACAAACUGCAGAGAAAGUCGCUAAAAUGCUUUCAGAAAUCCACGACAUGCAGAAGAGCAACCGUUUAGCCGAGGAGAUCGUAGUUGGCGACAAAGCUAACUUGAAGGAAGAAAUAACCCGGUUAAACUCUCAAGAAAUCGCAGCUCUUGAGAAAAAGAUUGAGACUGUUCAGAAAACCAUCGACAUGCUCGUCUCGUCUUAUGAGAUAGAUGAACAGCAGCCUCCAGAGUUCAGGACCCAGAUGAAAAAGAAGAGAGUCCUUCCCUUUGGAUUGAGUAACAGUCCCAACAUACAUCAUAUGAUCAGGGCACCGUGUUCACCUCUUUCUUCUUCUUCCGGGACUGAGAACAAGGCUCCUGAGACUAAUAUCGUCGUCUCUGCAAAUUCAGCACCAGUGUCUUUUGCAGCGACUCCACCAAAGCGGGAUGAUAACCGAACACCGUCAAAGGAAGGAUCACGACAAGCGAAUUCCGUCGAUGUGAAGAGGAUGAAGCGUAUGUUUAAGAACGCUGCUGAAGAUAACAUACGUAACAUCAAAGGUUACGUUACUGGACUGAAAGAACGUGUCGCUAAGCUUCAGUACCAGAAGCAGCUUCUUGUUUGCCAGGUGUUGGAAAUGGAGGCAAACGAGGCAGCUGCUGCUUCGGAGUCAGACGGAACAGAUGAAUCUCAAAUGGAUUGGGUGUUGAGUUUUGAAGAACAGAGAAAGCAGAUCAUAAUGUUAUGGCAUCUUUGCCACAUCUCAAUCAUACACAGGACGCAGUUCUACAUGCUGUUCAAAGGAGACCCAGCCGAUCAAAUCUACAUGGAAGUCGAGCUCCGGAGGCUGACAUGGCUCGAACAGCACUUAGCCGAGCUUGGAAACGCGAGUGCAGCACUGCUCGGCGAUGAACCAGCCAGCUACGUAGCAUCAAGUGUAAGAGCAUUGAAGCAGGAGAGAGAGUGCUUGGCGAAACGGGUUAACACGAAGCUAGGAGCUGAAGAGAGAGAGAUGCUUUACACGAAAUGGGAGGUACCGCCUGUAGGGAAACAGAGGAGGCAACAGCUGAUCAAUAAGCUGUGGACGGAUCCACAUAAUAUGCAGCACGUUAGAGAGAGUGCAGAGAUUGUGGCUAAGCUCGUCGGGUUCUGUGACUCAGGGGAGAACAUAAGGAAAGAAAUGUUUGAGCUUAACUUUGCGUCUCCUGCGGAUAAGAAGUCAUGGAUGAUGGGUUGGAGCUUCAUUUCGAACUUGUUGCAUCUUUAG